Messenger RNA from Penicillium angulare, 1317 nucleotides. RefSeq lists its product as uncharacterized. Gene Ontology annotation, molecular function: aspartic-type endopeptidase activity. Bases 1 to 1317 code for a protein of 438 amino acids. The record is from RefSeq and is a predicted model, not a curated record. NCBI's taxonomy places the organism in Eukaryota, Fungi, Ascomycota, Eurotiomycetes, Eurotiales, Aspergillaceae. Gene Ontology annotation, biological process: proteolysis. The transcript is spliced from 3 exons.
AUGCGCAGUGGGUCGGCUUGGCUGCUUGGCUUGGCUGGUGUAGCCUUAUCCAAUGCAUUGACUUUGGAAAAGAGAGACAGUCCGGCGGUACUCGCAGUGCCAAUGGUACGCGAACGAGAUACUUCUCGGGAGAUUUACAAGCGGUCAAAGACAAUUAAAAUCGGUCUUGAAGAUGAAGACAUUAAUUACGCCGGCUACCGCGCAAACAUGACAUUCGGCACUCCGCCUCAGCAAUUCAUAGCCUACUUCAAUACUUGGAGCAAUGUCUGUUGGCUUAAUGGUGUGGGCGCUGGGGAGUGUGAGCUUUACAGUGAUGACAGUUGUGGUGGGGACGGAUCCUACAACCGAACAGCCUCGACAACUGCCAAGAAGCUCGAGGGCAAAUUUGCAUAUAAUGACACCGGGUCGAUGGCAACCGGUGACUUCGUGACGGAUGUUUUGUCAAUUGGCGGGGUCAAGAUUGAUGAUAUGAAAAUGGGAAUCAUCACUAAUGAUGAUUAUACUGGUAACGUUUUAGGUCUUGGUUACGGAAAUGCGUCUUCCACCUCCUUGACUCAGGCAUUGGCUGAUACCGGUGCCAUCAACUCACCGGCUUUCAGUCUCUAUAACGACAUGGUUCUGUUCGGCGGCGUGAACAAGGCCCAGUACAACGGCUCUCUACACACUUUCCCCAUAGUCAACGGUUCAGAUCUUUUUAAAGCUUUCCGUAUCAAUAUGGAUGGGAUCUCAAUCAACGAGACGUCCGCGGCAUCCAAGGAAUUUCCCCUGGAUGCGGUAUUUGACAUUGAUUUCGGAAUGACCUAUGUCCCAAAGUCAGUGGCUGAGGCCCUGAAUUCCCAGAUAGGUAACACCUCUGUUGCGGAUGACUGGGGGCAAGUGAACUUCACUUGUAACGCAAUAAGUGAAAACUCAACAAUAGAGUUUAAAUUCGGCGGAUUGGAAUUACAAUUCCCCCUGUGGGAGUUUGUUAGCAAAGACAGGUACUUUCAGGAUGACUAUGAAUGGACUUCGGAUAAUGAGACGUGCUAUUUUACCAUCUGUGAGAAUAAGGAUUAUCAAGAUGAAGGAAGCAUAGUUUUAGGCGCCAACUUCAUCAGUAUGAUUUACACAGUCUUCGACAUUGAUAACGACGAAAUUUCGUUGGCGAAGCUUAGUUGGGACAUUGAAGCCGAAGACGAUAUCGUUGAGAUUACAUCAGGCAAGGAUGGUGUACCAGGGACGAAGAAGGACUCAGGCUCAGCUAGCCCACGCAUUGGAAAGGGGUUAGGUGUGAUCACAUUGGCGGUCGUUCCUGCUGUGCUGAUUUUAGCCUUAUAA